GACUGGCUGGCGGUCUGCUGCUGUUGCUGAGGCUGAGUGAGAGAAGGGGACGGUCAGGAGUGAACAGCACUGGUGGUCAAAAAGAUCUGUUGUCAAUUUUGCUGAGCAGACUGAAUGCAUAUCUACAUACUUUAAAGCCGGGGGUAUCCCCACGUUGUGUCCUCCCAACAUCCCACCCUGAGUCCUUGGCAACCAGUCUGUAAAGGCACAUGCACAGUGGGCCCUGCCAUAGCAACGUCUUGGAUCCUUCAAGAGGAAAAACACUGAAUGUGCUUCAAGGAAGCACAAUGGGUCUUUUGAUGUCAUGCAUAAAGGCUGUGUUUGGAAAUUAGGGUGAACAUGGAGGAUUAUGACUACCUGUUCAAAAUUGUACUAAUAGGAAAUGCUGGUGUUGGGAAAACCUGCCUAGUGAGACGCUUCACACAGGGUCUGUUUCCGCCAGGACAAGGGGCCACCAUUGGAGUGGAUUUUAUGAUAAAAACUGUGGAGAUCAAAGGGGAAAAAGUAAAGCUUCAGAUCUGGGACACGGCAGGCCAGGAACGUUUCCGUUCUAUAACCCAGAGUUACUAUCGUAGUGCCAAUGCUCUCAUCCUAACCUAUGACAUCACAUGUGAGGAUUCUUUCCGGUGCCUUCCGGAGUGGCUGAGGGAGAUUGAACAGUAUGCCAACACUACAGUGGUGACCAUCUUAGUUGGGAAUAAGAUUGACCUGGCUGAGAAGAGAGAGGUCCUGAGGCAGAGAGCUGAGGAGUUUGCAGACUCUCAGAGCAUGCUCUACCUGGAGACCUCCGCUAAAGAGUCUGACAAUGUGGAGAAGCUCUUCCUGGAUCUGGCCUGCAAGCUGAUCCGUGAGGCCAAACGGAACACGCUGGACAACAAUGACACGGCCCACUCCAUGCCCGGCGAGGGCAAAGCCAUCAGCUACCUGGGUUGCUGCAACACAAACUAGUCGGAUCUUGCAGAGUGAGCUGGAUCCUGUUCACUUCUCCUCAGAAGGAGCAGAAAAUGGAAAUGGGCGGUUCUUGUUGGAGGGAUUCAGAUCAGUACCAGCCUGUCUUACUAUGUUUCGGGACAUCAUCUUUCCAUUUGGUGCCGACUGAACGCGACCCUGGGGCAUGGUGUGGCCUCGGUGCAGAACAUCGGAAGUGACCGGACAUGCCUGUCUGUCCCAGUCUAGUCCCUCCAAGCCGUUUCUCUCAACAAGGGACCACAUGUUGUAUAAUAACCUGCUAGUCCUGUCCUUCCUGGGAAUAUAAGUGUGUGUAAUACCGACUACUGCCACUAGAGGUGCAAAUCCCAUUAUCCCUGAUACAACGGGGAGAACAAACUGUACGGCCUUCAUGCAAUCUGUCUUUAAUAUGUGGAGUUUUCAAAGGACAUUCAAGGAAGGUGAUACCGGUUUGAGGAGUUCAUUCAAGCACCCUCAUUUAUUUGAGCAAAAACAAUUGUUGUUGUAUCUGGGUCAUGUUUAGAUUUUAAUUCAAAAGAAUUACCUAGCCGUGAUUCGCUUGGUUUUAACGCACUAUAAUUACUUUGUCAGUAUUUCCCUUCUAAGACUCAGCUGUAAUACAUGACUUUGAUAUAUUUAUAUAAUAUACCCUAAGACUUUAUUAGCACAGCUAUUGAUUAUUUUUGGUGACAUUAUUACAGUAUUGAAAAAAAAAAAAUAAUGCCAAUAUACAAGAUCAGAUUUUUUUUUGUUUUUGUUUGUUUCAUUAUAAAUCUUCAAAUCCAAGAUCUCAUGGUAACGCUAAACUAUUCUAGUGAUAGUGGGAUCGUUUUACUUAUUUCAACCUCGUCUACAAGAAAUCAAUUGCACAGUUUUGUUUCUCAGCUCCGUUUACCGAAGUGUUUAUUGGUGUGUGAACGUUCAUGACACAUCUGAUUUGCAAUGCAGUAUUGCAUGGUAAACUAAAACAGUCAGAGCUUUGUUUUUUGUCUGCCUUUUCCAUGAAUUAUGAUAUUCAUUGCAGAUAAUGGACUAGUGUUUUUGAUCAACUGUUACAAUAACCUGAAUGUGUUUUUUGCACCUGAACUGUGAAUAUCUUGUUUUCUUAAGUACAUUCUCAACAUUUUACCUGCUGCUAAACUAUAUGUUUAUGUUGUGUAAUAUGAAUCCAACCUAUACUCAAGAAUAGAUUAUAUUUAUUCUUAAGCUUAAUAGGUUUCUGUAGUGCCAAUUACAUACUUUAUUGGUAUAAUGCAUUGUUAUAACUGUUGAGUUCAAAUACAUAGUCAUUAGUCAGCUUUUACUUCGCUGCAAAAAUAUUUCAACAAAUGCAGUUUGUCAGAUUGUUUUCAGCCGUCAACAGAGAUUUUAAGACUCAUCCCAUGUUAUAUAUUGUUAUUCUGGAUUUACUAUGUUUUCUACAUUCCUGAAGACAUGUUCCAGUUUGUCAUAGUUCCAAAAGUGUGCACUUGUCUUUCAUGAUUGAUGCCCAGUUUUUUAGCCAUGAUUUCAAACUGUAAUGCAUUUUACAUCAGCACUUUCUCUUAAGUUUGUUUGUAUACUUAUAAUUUGCAGCCUGUGUACAAGUGUGUGUUUGUACUGACAUUUUCAACCAUAUUUGUAUGUUAAAUGCCACAUACAGGAAGAGGAUGAGUAGAAUGUUAGCACAAAAAAUAGGAUUCCAGGCUAGUUUAUAGCUUAGCUGUAUUCAUUGUUAUGCUUUCAGUGAGGUUUCUUGUUGGCGUCUACAACAUGCUCCUUUCAGACGGAGUUUCCUUCUAGCUUUAUUGUCAUAGACAUCAUUGCCAUGUUCUGUAUAUUGAGACUAGUUGAAUAUGGCAAUUUCUUGUUUACGUUUUAUGUCUGUAUUUUAACGUGACCCUUUGCCUUGAAAUAACCGCUUUUAUUUACAUUUGUUCCCUCCUAAACAUGAAUAUGUUCAAGUAAUGUUAAUAUAGCUGGUAUUAUUUCCUGUUGGCUGUUCCAGUUGUUCCACAUUGGUCAGCAGUAUUGAGCCAAGUUUUUAUCUUCUAGGGAGCAACUGAGUUAAAUUACCUCUCCAGAGAAAGAGAAGCUUAAGGAUUUUGUUACAUUUUAUUUGUAUCUGAAUGUUUUGCCUUGAUGUGUACAAAAUAAUACCUAAAGUUACUCUGUACAUUAAAUAAUCACACUAAACAUC
Messenger RNA from Esox lucius (northern pike), 3127 nucleotides. RefSeq names its product RAB30, member RAS oncogene family (gene rab30). Lineage: Eukaryota; Metazoa; Chordata; Actinopteri; Esociformes; Esocidae. The record is from RefSeq and is a predicted model, not a curated record. Gene Ontology annotation, cellular component: trans-Golgi network. The transcript is spliced from 6 exons. Gene Ontology annotation, biological process: Rab protein signal transduction. The coding region runs from base 340 to 948 and encodes 202 amino acids. Gene Ontology annotation, molecular function: GTPase activity; GTP binding.